Messenger RNA from Aureococcus anophagefferens, 2004 nucleotides. RefSeq lists its product as hypothetical. The transcript has 12 exons. NCBI's taxonomy places the organism in Eukaryota, Pelagophyceae, Pelagomonadales, Pelagomonadaceae. Bases 1 to 2004 code for a protein of 667 amino acids. The record is from RefSeq and is a predicted model, not a curated record.
AUGGGGGCAUAUGCUUGGGGGUGGGCAGAGGACGGUCGAUGUGGAAUCGGUAAAAAGUUAGCCAUCGAAUUGAAGCAGACAAACUUUCCAGCCGAACUGUGCGAAUUUUGGGAUGCUCAUUCUCAUCCUCAACGCUGUGCGGCAGGACAGGGGCAUAGUUUAUUUCUACUACCUACGGGAGAUCUCUGGGCCUGUGGUAUUGGCACCGACGAGCCUCGCACGGUGUAUCAUGCAAAGCAGUGCAUCGUGCUCAUCGACCAGUCAAGGUAUGCGAUAUCAAGCCUGGGUGACCUGUAUGCAUGGGGGAGGGGUCGAUAUGGCGCCCUAGGACAUGACGAUGGGGAGCAAAGCCAUACUCUACCAACACGGUUACAAGGACUUAAAGCGAAUACUGUAAAUCGUAUCGCAUGCGGGCGCUGGCACUGCGUAGCACUGAUGAGCAAUGAUCAACUGCUUACCUGGGGCAGAAAUCACUGUGGACAGAUUGGCAUUGGUUCAGUAUCACGCGCUUGUACCAGGCCUGUUUUGAUCGAGCUCGAACCGGGAGGAGGGCGAUCACCUUCCGUCAUGGCAUAUGCGUGGGGAGACCCCGAAGAUUCGAGACUCGGUGGCGUUGAUGAUUCACACGAGCAAACGAUCAUUGCAUGUGGUGUAUCACAUAAUCUUAUACUAACGACAGCUGGCAGACUCCUUGCCUGGGGGUGCGGGCGAUAUGGCCAGCUAGGGUAUGGGGAUCUGUGGGACCGUGAAGAGCCCGUCGUAGUACCAACUGUGCGCUCCAAUCAGAGCCCCUUGAUGACCGAAGCGAAAGGAUCCAGCACACUAUGUAGCUCGAGCCUAGCAUCUGCAAAAAAACACGGAACUAUAUUCGCGUGGGGUUUCAACUCCUUUGGCGAACUUGGCCUAGGCGCGUGGGACGAAGACAUACGGUUGCAACCCGUUUCUGUGCGUGCACUGAGCAGCUCAAACACACUUGACUGUGCGGCCGGGGCACGUCACAGCUUAGUUUUGACCCACGGCAAAACACUCUCUGGUGGAAUGCACAAAGACGCAUGCCUCGAUACGAAUUCUAGGCGCGAAUUGAGACUCGACACUAAGAGGGUUCAGGAAGAUGCUCAAUACUUCGAGGCGCUGCGUAAUAAGAUAGUAAUCUCUUACUCGCUGCCAUUUGAGCCAGAGCUCCGCUACUGUUUGGACACGAUACCUGCGGAUCAGGGAGGUCUUAUCUUUGCUCGUCGCUUCACGUAUGAGAGUGUUGUAACCUGCCUACCGUGCCGACAGUUGCUUGUGUGUCGUGCCUGUGCUCGUCGAUGCCACAGUAAUCACAUGACAAAAGUGAAAUUUUCGAGAUGGACAGUAAGCCAAAAUCGGUGCGGAUGUGCGGAUAGUGGACGUUGUCGAGUGGUGUAUUCCAGUGAACGUGGUAUAUUCGACAGUCUCGUUGACAGAAGCAACGUGCAAGUCACGAGCAGUGAGAACAAGGAGACGAUCAGUAUGCAGUUUUUCAGAGAACUACUAAAGCUGCUACACCCUGAAGGCCUAUCGGAAGAUGACAUUGAUUCGGGUGAGGUUGCAUUGCACUCUGGCCACUCGCCUAUGUCCACGUCACUUGUGCUGGGUGCGUGUCCUAGGAAAAACGCAGAGAGGCAGACACAGACCACGGAGGUAGCGGGCGAGCAUGGCAAAUUAGCAGCCUGCGCUGUUGUAGAGGGCUCCGGGAAUAAGCUAGGCCAGCCCUUACUACUGAGCGGUGUAAAACACCGGAUUCGCGGAUGUUCCGGCUCUGAUGUUCCGGUAGAGGCCUCGCGGGUGUUCCGGCUUCCGGCUCUCCCCCCCCCCCCCCCGGGCGCGUGUUCCGGUUCACUUCCUCCGGUCGUGUUCUGGCGCGUUCCGGCGCGUUCCGGUGUUCCGGUAGAUUUUCGGGCGGAUUUGUCUUCUCAAUUGCCCGUUCACGGCACGCUCAGUGCGCGUCGUGAGACAGGGAAUUCGGACCUGGGCGUCUAG